ACCAACUUUGUCAUAUUUAUCACCACAAAUCACUCUCGCAGUAUUCAGAGCUUUCUUUCUUCUUCCUACUUCUUCCUCUUCUUAAUGCAUCCUUAAGUCUUCCCAUCAGAUCUCUCUCCUGUCACACUCUUACUCUGAUUUCUUGAGGUAAGACAACAACAAAGCUAGAUAUGGAACAGUAUGAGAUUCUUGAGCAAAUAGGUAAAGGAUCUUUUGGGUCAGCUCUUCUAGUGAGACAUAAACAUGAGAAGAAAAAAUAUGUAUUGAAAAAGAUUCGUCUUGCCCGGCAAACUCAAAGGACUCGACGAUCAGCACAUCAAGAGAUGGAGCUCAUAUCGAAAAUGCGUCAUCCAUUUAUUGUGGAAUACAAAGAUUCUUGGGUGGAAAAGGCUUGCUAUGUGUGCAUCGUCAUAGGUUAUUGUGAAGGAGGGGACAUGGCAGAAGCCAUCAAGAAAGCCAAUGGCGUGCAUUUUCAAGAAGAGAAACUGUGCAAGUGGCUUGUUCAGCUUCUUAUGGCCCUUGAGUACUUACACUCAAACCAUAUUCUUCAUCGCGAUGUCAAGUGUUCUAACAUAUUCUUGACCAAGGAGAAAGAUAUACGCCUUGGUGAUUUUGGGUUAGCCAAGGUUCUAACAUCUGACAAUCUCACUUCCUCUGUUGUUGGGACUCCCAGCUAUAUGUGCCCUGAGCUUCUAGCUGAUAUACCUUAUGGUUCUAAAUCUGACAUUUGGUCUUUAGGAUGCUGUAUAUAUGAAAUGGCUUAUCUUAAGCCGGCAUUUAAAGCAUUUGAUAUGCAAGCACUGAUUAAUAAGAUAAACAAGACGAUUGUAUCUCCGCUCCCCGCAAAAUAUUCCGGUUCAUUCCGAGGUCUUGUCAAAAGCAUGCUGCGAAAAAACCCGGAAUUUCGACCAUCUGCUUCAGAUUUACUUAGGCAUCCACAUCUUCAACCUUACAUUCUAGAUGUCAAGCUCAGGCUCAAUAACUUGAGACGCAAUACAUUACCACCUCAGUUACCAAAUUCCAAGAAUAUAAUCAAGAAAGCUCGUUUUUCUGAACCCGCUGUCACUUGUCCGGCUUUUGGGGAAAGACGACAUAGUUCUUCUCUCUGGAAUGAUAGAGCUUUGAAUCCAGAAGCUGAAGAAGACACUGCAUCUUCUAUCAAAUGUAUAACUCGUAGGAUUUCAGAUUUAUCAAUUGAGAGCAGUAGUAAAGGAACAGUGAUAUGUAAGGAAGUUGCUUCAAGUGCAUCUAAGGUCUUCAAGUAUCCUCUGGCAAAAACUUCAGUUACAUCAAGAAGAAUCAUUGAAACUGGAAGGAGAUUUGAACACUUGCAUCCAGUUUCAGGUGGUACCACCAGCAAGAUAGUUUCUACAGCUCGCCGGACUUCUCUACCAUUCACGAAAAGGGCAACAACUCAAGAAGCUGCACCAUACAAUCCAACAGUUGGGAUCUUGCAGAAAGUGAAGUCACCAGAAUAUUCUAUUAAUGAGCCACAAGUUGAUAAGAUUGCUAUUUUUCCAUUAGCUCCUUAUGAACAGGACAUCUUCUUUACACCCAUGCAAAGGAAAACAUCUUCCAAAAGCUCCUCUAUCUCAGACCGUUCUAUAACAAAAGACAAAUGCACAGUUCAAAUAUGUAAAUCAGGUUCUGAUUAUAUCACGAGCGAGGGGUCAUCGUCACCUAAUCAGAAUGCAACUGCUGGUGCAUCAAGCCAGACUACAUCGUCGAAUACAAGAAGAUGUCGGUUUGAUCCAUCUUCGUAUCGCCAACGUGCUGAUGCUUUGGAGGGGUUGCUUGAGUUUAGUGCUAGAUUGUUACAAGAAGGGAGAUAUGAUGAACUCAAUGUGUUGCUUAAGCCUUUUGGCCCAGGUAAGGUCUCUCCUAGAGAAACUGCUAUAUGGAUAGCAAAGAGCUUGAAGGAGAAUAGAGACAAGACAAAAACUGUUGGUCUGAAUGUUUAUAGAGAGAUACCACAUGUGGGUCUCCUCUGACAAGCUUCACUUUUGUCUUAAUGUUUUGGUUUAGCUUGUUAUGCUUUUGUAGAGUUGGUUAGUAGGUUGUAUAUAAACUCUUUGCUUGAGCCGAACUGGUAGCUUUGCUUUUUUAGAUAGGGCUAACACUUUUCUUGACUUCUGUUAAUUCAAGCUUCAAAAAGGUUUCCAAUGUCUAUAUUUUUUCCUUGCUUU
Messenger RNA from Capsella rubella, 2186 nucleotides. Its product is annotated as serine/threonine-protein kinase Nek1. The record is from RefSeq and is a predicted model, not a curated record. Gene Ontology annotation, molecular function: protein kinase activity; ATP binding. Lineage: Eukaryota; Viridiplantae; Streptophyta; Magnoliopsida; Brassicales; Brassicaceae. Gene Ontology annotation, biological process: protein phosphorylation. The coding region runs from base 171 to 1991 and encodes 606 amino acids. The transcript has 15 exons.